CAGUAGCAAUAGAGAAGAAUUAUGGGUACAUUAACAUGGACAUUUGUAGUCGGUGCCGUGACCUUGGUGGUGACUUAUGCUGCUUUAAGAAUAUUUAAAUAUUUAAAAUGGCUGAGACUUGUGAUAGCAUCUGUUUCAAAAUUACCAGGUCCUAAGCCACAUUGGUUCUUUGGAAAUAUUUUUCAGAUAAAAGAUUUCAGCGACCUGAUGUUUAGGAUGCACGAGGAGUGUAUAGGGAAGGGAGAUAAACUUUACGUGUUUUGGUUGUUUCGAUUCCAACCAAUUAUUAUACUGGCACAUCCAGAUACGAUGAAAGUUGUGAUGAGAUCUAAUGCUCCGAAAACAAUGAUAGGUCCAGGGUAUCCUUUUCUUGUUCCAUGGCUAGGUCAAAGCUUGUUAAUAGCUAAUGGACCAAAAUGGGAGAGAAAUCGUCGAUUGUUGACACCAGCUUUCCACUUUAGUAUACUGACAGGGUAUUUUAAACUCUACAAUGAGGUGGCAGAUGUAUUAUUGGAUAAGUUAGCCAGUGGAAGUAAAGAUGGGAAAUAUUUAGAUAUUUUUAAGCCAGCAAGUAUGGCUACUCUAGAUACUCUGUUACAAUGUUCACUUGGUUAUAAAGGAAAUGUUCAACUUGUGGGAGACAGCCAUCCCUAUGUGACAGCAGUAAAUCGUUUGGGACAUCUGAUUGAUAAAAGAAGUUUCCAUUUUCAUCAUUAUGCAGAGUUCAUAUACAGAUAUUUUACUACUGAUGGUAGAGAAUUCUUCAAGAUUUGUGAUUAUGUUCAUAAAUUCUCAAAAGACAUAAUAUCUAAAAGACGAAAAGAGUUGAAUGAAAGUAAAGAAACAGAGACAAAGAAACACUUGGACUUCCUGGAUAUUUUAAUAACAGCCAAAGAUGAUAAUGGUAUAGGAAUGACUGAUGAUGAAAUCAGGGCUGAAGUGGAUACCUUCCUUUUUGCUGGCCAUGAUACAACAUCCAGUGUAUUGAGCUGGAGUAUGUAUUGUUUAGGUAAAUACAAAGAUAUACAGGACAAAGUUUACCAAGAGGUCAAAGAGGUCACAGGCAGCAAGAAAAUGAUUGACAGUGAAGAUCUACCAAAGUUGAAAUACCUGACCUGUUUCCUGAAGGAAGUUAUGAGAGUUCAUACACCAGUACCAGUCACAAACAGGACAUUAGAUGAAGACAUUGUUUUGGAUGGGUAUGAAAUCCCUGCUGGAGUUAUGGUAGACUUUGGUAUUUAUCAUUGUCAUAACCAUCCCGAUGUUUGGGAAAAUCCAACAGAGUUUAAACCAGAGAGAUUUGAAGGAGACAAACACCACGAGAUGGAUCCUUAUAGUUUUACUCCAUUUUCUGCUGGACCAAGAAACUGUAUAGGAUUAAACUUUGCACAGAAUGAAGAAAAAGUGUUGAUAGCAAGAAUUGUAGAAAGGUUUGAAAUCUCCUUGGAUCCGGACCAUACAGUGAUACCAUUUCUUGAGGUUGUAAUGAGAGCCAAAACUGGUAUUAUGGUCAACUUUAAAGAAAGAAGCUCCUGAGUAGUCAAGAAGAAGUGAAAAGUGAAAUCUAGAUUUUAAAUAAAGAAGUUCCUGAAUUGUACUUUAUGCCCAAUUGAUAGAUUGUUUAAAUUUAAUUUUCAUUGUUUAAUUUUUUCCAAACUUGUAGAUUUUAUCAAUGGUUACUUAGGGACAAGGCAUAUUUUAGUUGGUGAAUUGGACAAAGAAGAGUCUUCCUUUCCCUCAUUUUGACUUAUUUUACUAGCAAAAGAUAAUUUUAAUCCUAAUGAAUGAGCAUGCAAUUUUUCAUCACUUUAGAACAAUUUGAUAUUUGUAUACUAGUGAGUUGUACCAUGAAAUAGAUUUUCAGACCUCAUUGGCAGUCAUUUUCUGUUUGUAUAUACUUUGAAUUUUUUGAAUCCAAUAUGUACAGUGCAUUGAAUUUUUCAUUACAUAUAACUGAGUGUGUGUAUUAAGGAAUAAUUGGACAUAUUUGGUGUGGUACUUCAUAUUGAUAAUGUCUAUCCUGUAAGUGAUUUUUAGAUCUGCAUUGUAGUCACUUCCUGUUAAACUACUGAUAAUUUGAAUUUUUAUUUUAUCAUCUUUGCACAGGAUUUUCACUUCAUAUUACACAACUUCUGUAUAAGGGCCUUUGGUUUUCUCUUUUGAAUUGUUUCA
Molecule: messenger RNA, 2172 nt
Organism: Mytilus californianus (California mussel)
Lineage: Eukaryota; Metazoa; Mollusca; Bivalvia; Mytilida; Mytilidae
Product: cytochrome P450 4B1-like
Exons: 12
Coding region: 22-1536 (504 amino acids)
Molecular function (GO): oxidoreductase activity, acting on paired donors, with incorporation or reduction of molecular oxygen; monooxygenase activity; heme binding
Source: RefSeq, a predicted model, not a curated record